AUUUUUUUUCUUUUUACUUUUUCUUUGACCUACUCCUCAAAGCAAGCUAAUUUGACUGAGAGACUCCAUUUUCUGAUUUCCUUGUACUAUGUAUGACUACUUGUCCUCCAGUGCUUCUUUUCUCACAUUCUGAGCCUUAUCUAAUUAUUUUCUCUUAAAAGCGGUUUUAACUUCUACUUAUAAGUCCCUGAUCUAGUCCCUGUGUCAAAUUGGCUAUUUAUUUCUAAGCCUUCCCCAUUCUUAUUCUUCCAACUACCCCCAUACUGCUGUCCAAUACACACCUUCUAAGAUAAGCUCAAGCCCGAAGUCUUCUCCUUGUUCUGGCAGCUCUCCCACACCAAAACAAAACAUCUGUUCUCUGUUUUCUUACUCCUUCUAUCCCAGCGGUCUGAAAACGACCUUUUCAAACCCAUCCCUGGGUAGUAUUUUCCUCACUGCCUUUCUGUUGCCUGGGUACCUCUGGAAGCACUGACCAGUAUUUGGAGGAGGGGGGUGUCAUUAAAAAAAAAAAGUCUUCCAGCUUGCAGUAUAUAAUAGGUCACACACACGCACACACACACCCCACAGUUAUAAUUAAACAAAGCCUUUAAAAGGGUGGCGGGGAGGAAUCUGUCAUGCACAAGGGAGAAUCUUCACCCAAAGAAUGAGGUGGGGUGCGGGUGCAUGAGGAGAAGUAAUUGGAAAGCAGCUUAAUUUGGGGAGAUGGAGGAAAGAAGGCAGCUGCAGUGCCGAGAGGGGGGUGUGCGUGUGUGUUAAGGCUGGCUUGCUGCUGCCACCGGCGGUCGCUCCCGCCUGCCUCCUCCCCGCUAAGUCAGUCUGCGCUUCUCCAUGCAUUCAGAAGCGGAGUGGGGGAGAGCCAACCCGAAAAGACGCGAGCCCCCUCCUUUCCAGCGCUGCCCUCCCUCCUGCUCUCCUCCCUGCCUGGGGAAAUUGCCUGGAGCAUCCGAACAGGGACCGGGUGCACUGGGCUGCUUCCUUUGGGGACGGGAACCAGGGGCCUGAAGAAGGGGCUGCUUGGCUCCGGCCACCCCCUGCCACUCAACCUCUUCUCCUUCUUCUUCGUCUCCUCCCAAUUCUCUCUUUCCUCCUCCUCUUCCUCCUCCCCCUCCUCCUUGUCCUCCUCCUCCUCCUCUUCUUCUUCCUCCUCUUCCUCCUCCUUCUCCUCCUUCUUCUUCAUUGACUUUUCCCGAGGCUGGACACAGAUCAAUGGUUCUUCUUGGAGAUGCACACUCAGCUGUCGGCCGGAGGGGGGUAGCAGCCUCUGCCUCCAGGUGCUUUCUCCCUAGAGGCUGCUGUUGCUGCUGCUGCCGCUGUUGCCACCACUGUCACUUGAGACCCGGGCACGUUAAACUCCCUGAAAUGGGGUUGCUGCUGCCUCUGUCGCUGCUGGAGUAAAAGGAGCGAGUAAUCCCUAGUAGUCAGUCACUGCUGCCUGCAUGGAUGUGUUCAGCUUUGUGAAGAUUGCAAAGCUGUCAAGAUUAAUUUUGUAGCCAAAUCAAAAGACUGAAUGACUUUUGGCAUGUCCAGCCACAGAACCAAGGCUUCAGGCUGGCCACCUCCCUCAGGAACCUGGAGCUUGAACCAGGUGCCACCUUAUGGAUGGGAGAUGACGGCAAACAGAGAUGGAAGAGAUUACUUCAUCGAUCACAUGACACAAGGGGUCACAUUUGAAGACCCUCGAUUUGAUAGCUGCCAAAUCAUCCCUCCUGCUCCUCGACAAGUUGAGAUGAGGAGAGAUCCUGUCCUGGGAUUUGGAUUUGUGGCGGGGAGUGAGAAACCAGUGGUUGUCCGCUCAGUAACCCCAGGUGGCCCCUCAGAAGGAAAACUUAUCCCAGGAGAUCAGAUCGUAAUGAUUAAUGAUGAGCCAGUCAGCACUGCUCCGAGGGAGAGAGUCAUUGACCUUGUCAGAAACUGCAAAGAAUCGAUCCUCCUCACUGUCAUUCAACCUUACCCUUCUCCCAAGUCAGCAUUUAUUAGUGCUGCAAAAAAGGCAAGGUUGAAGUCCAAUCCUGUUAAAGUGCGUUUCUCAGAGGAGGUCAUCAUCAAUGGCCAGGUUUCGGAAACAGUUAAGGACAAUUCACUUCUUUUCAUGCCAAAUGUCCUGAAGGUAUACUUGGAAAAUGGGCAAACCAAGUCAUUCCGUUUUGACUGCAGUACUUCAAUAAAGGAUGUCAUCUUAACUCUUCAAGAAAAACUUUCCAUCAAGUGUAUCGAGCACUUUUCCCUGAUGCUGGAGCAGAGGAUGGAAGGAGCUGUAACCAGACUUCUCUUGCUACAUGAACAGGAGACUCUUACUCAGGUGACCCAGAGACCCAGCUCCCAUAAGAUGAGAUGUCUUUUCCGAAUCAGCUUUGUCCCAAAAGAUCCCAUUGACCUUCUGAGAAGAGAUCCAGUUGCUUUUGAGUACCUAUAUGUGCAGAGCUGUAAUGAUGUGGUUCAGGAGAGAUUUGGACCAGAGCUGAAAUAUGACAUCGCCCUGCGUCUAGCAGCAUUACAAAUGUACAUCGCCACUGUCACCACCAAGCAAACCCAAAAGAUCUCCCUCAAAUACAUCGAGUAAGUAUGCCCCGGUGUGGGCUCUAUUUGGACCUGGUUCAUUCAUUCAUGGAUGAGACCACUUUAGAUCAGUUUCAGUAUCGCCGCUGGAAAAUAGACAAAAGAAUACGAGGAUGUAUAUUGGGUGGCUUAUCGUCCAUUGUCUACUCUUUGGGUCUGAAAUCUGAUCGAGGAGACAUUGUGGGCUACAAGGAAACCCAGCUUUGGGGGCAGAGCCCAGUUUCUGGCAGAUGCUGCGAAGCUCCAAAGGCUGGAGUUACGAUCCAGCGAGGGCUACGUCUUGUUAUAUAAACACUCGAAGGAGAGUCAGAGACUUUUAUCACACACACACACACACAACUUGGCUAUCAAGUGAAGAAAUUUUUUAACUCCUGAAUAACUUCUAUUAAGGCAAUGGAAUAAACACUGGCUAGGAAGCUGGCUUGUCUUUGUUCAGCCAUUUACAGUCCAGUCUACCUCUUUGUGACUUAUUGGUGAUUUUCUUGGCAAAGAUCCUGGAAUGGAUUGCCAUCUCCUUUUCCAGUUCAUUUUACAGAUGAGGAGACUGAGGCAAACAGGAUUAAGUGACUAGUUUCUCCUUCAGCAAAAAAAGGGUUUGAUCUAGACAACCUUCUAAAGUGCCAAAGAACUGUAAAUCUGUAAUCCUGUGAUGUUGGAGAAGUUAACUUAGCUCUAUUUUCUCCUCUGCAAAAUGAGAUGAUCUCUAAAUUCCUUUCCAGUUUGAGGUCCUAAGGCAUGGGAGGCUUGCAAUCUGCAAUAGUGGAAUGACUACCCAUACCAAGGAAAGCAAGGCUCUUUGGGUAUUGUAGCACCAGCUUAAAAUGGGAAUGUCCUGCUUAAGUGACUGUUUUUAAAGCUAAAAAGACCAAUCUGCUCUUGAAGUUGAUAUCUUCAAAUCUGGUCAGAAAGAAAGUUGUGUUUUCCAACAAUUUCCAAAGCCGCAGAAAGGCAUUCUGUGGACCAGUUCCCAAUUCAGGUGCCCCAGUAUGUAUUAUUGCUCCCCUUCCUCAAGCUGCACCAUCUUUAAGAACCACCUUUUGUCCCAAGGGCCGCGUCUCCAAUGGCGUCUGUUUCCAAAUGGCAGGGAUAUAUUCAGGAGACUAAUCUUUGCUUAAUCCUGACAGAGUGUCACAAAUGUGGCAAAGAAAGGGGGCCUGUUUAAAGCAUAGGAUGAAGCUAGAUCAAAGUCUCUGUGCAUUAGAGAAAGGGCAAAAUUAUCACACAGCCUAGCCCCUGCGGCCCCUAAAAGCCAUUAAUAAAUUAAAUGAAGCCUGAUUUCCAAAAUGCCAUUCUUUCCCAGGCCUUUCUAAUUACUAACAGUAGCUUUCCAUUUAUUGAUUGAAAAGCUUAUUUGGGGUCUCAAAUACUACAGAGGCCACAGUGGGAUAGAAUAACCUUUUGCUGAUGGAACACACAGUAGAUAGAGGAGCCAGAAUUGUGUAAAUACAACCAGAGUAAAUGCUCUUGAGAAUUUACCCAAUGCUUUCUGGAUCUACAUUUUUAAAGUGCUCUCAAAAUUCUGGGGCCAAUUGCCAAGGUUUAUUUGGGGUAAGCAUGGCAUAAUCCCCAGAACAUUAGCAAUAGUACAUUAGCAAUAGCCACAGUCCCAAGGCCAAAUAUUGGUCCUCAGGCAAUUAGAGAUACCGUGGCAUAAUCAGAAAGAGUGUUAGAUUUAGAACCAGUGGGGAGUGGAUUCAAAUCCCACCUUGGAAAUCUGUGUUACCAUGAAUGAGUCACUUAAUUGCUCCAAGCUUCAGUUUCCUCAUCUUCAAAUGAGAGAUAUAAACAUGUGAGACACUUUUUAACAAGGUCUAUUGGGAGGCUUAACUGGAAUAAUGAUUUUAAAGUACUAUAUAGGGACAACUAGAUGGCUCAAUGGACAGAGAGCCAGGACUGAAGACGGGAGGUCCUAGGUUCGAAUUUGACCUCUGACACUUUCUAGCUGUGUGACCCUGGGCAAGUCAUUCAACCUCUAUUGCCUAGCCCUUAGUACUCUUCUGCCUUGGAAUGGAACUUAGUAUUGAUUCUAAGGCAGGAGGUAAGGGUUUUUUUAAGUCAUAUAAAUAUCAGUUAUAAUUACUUGUUUUCAGGAUUAUCUGAUCCCAGCCCUGACUAUAGUUUAAAAAAAUCUAAUUUUCUUUGAUUUACAAACAUCUGCAAUGACCUCACCCACAUUUACUAGUAUUCUACCCACAUUCUGUUUACUGACUUCAUUUAGUAAGUUAGGGGAGUAUUUAAUGCAUUUUACAAAGUAAAUACAAAUAGUAGCCAUUUUUUAAAUUUUUCAAAAGCCUUCAAUCUGGGGACCUGAGGCUAGAUAUCUCAGGUCUGAAGGAUGCAUCAUAUUGGAAAACAGCCAUGAGAGAGAUUCACAAGCUCCCCGGGCUCAUGAAUCUCCUUGUUUUCCUUACCUUCUCCUAUUGUUCCUUACCUUUCUAGGAAGGGACCCUGAGAGAUCAAGUGAUUCAGAGAGGAAUCACUCUUCAUUCUCACAGUCCAUAUGGAUAAAAACAAUCAUUACUAUUUAUAUGCUGUGUUAAGGGUUAGAAAGCAUUGAACUCAAGGGGCAGCUAGGUGACUAAGUGGACACAGUGCCAAGCCUAGAGGUUCUGAUUUCAAAUCUGGCUUUAGACACUUCCUGGCUGUGUGACCCUGGGCAAGUCAUUGCUUAGCCCUUACUACUCUUCUUCCUUGGAACCAAUUCUAAGGCAGAAGGCAAGAGUGGAAGGAAGGUAGGAAGGAAGGAAGGAAGGAAGGAAGGAAGGAAGGAAGGAAGGAAGGAAGGAAGGAAGGA
This is a messenger RNA of Monodelphis domestica (gray short-tailed opossum), 5350 nucleotides long. The record is from RefSeq and is a predicted model, not a curated record. Lineage: Eukaryota; Metazoa; Chordata; Mammalia; Didelphimorphia; Didelphidae.